Molecule: messenger RNA, 16659 nt
Organism: Caenorhabditis auriculariae
Lineage: Eukaryota; Metazoa; Nematoda; Chromadorea; Rhabditida; Rhabditidae
Source: the annotation of a GenBank genome assembly
AUGUCGUCGUUCAACUUGGCGUUCUUCAGCGGCUCGGUUCAUCGGGACCGCAAGCAGGACGCCAUGUUGGCUUCUUUGGUUGGUUUUGCGAUUUUUAAAAUUCUUUCAUUAUAAUUGUUGUGAUUAGGAAGACAUUUCAAGCUUUUUUUCUCGAGUUGGCAUUGUUUAAUUUUUCCCUUUUUUUCAAUCAUUUUUAAAGAAAAAUUUCUAGAUUUCUUCAUGCCCUGUUCAAAGUGGCUGUCAGAGUUUCAAAAAAGCCGUCAGAGAGUGAAAAAAGAUAACUGAAUUUUGGAGGGUCAGACAUAGUUUUGGGUUUCGCGGAAAUUACUGUGUACAUGGCAUUAGGGAAAAAAAGACCAAUUUCUCAGUUUUUUCCGAAAAAAAAGGGUUUAAACCGUGAACUUGGGUCAUUUCUUAAACUUGGGACUUUUUUUCUUGCUUUUUGAAUAUAUCUUUUUUUAUUAUUAGUUUUUUUACAGGUACUUCAGUACAUAUUGGUUGAUUUUCGAACGGAUUCAAGUUCAUUUAUUUCCUCCGUUUCCGUUAGAUUUCAUUAAAAAUGUCCCACAAAUUAUAUAAUUAAGCAUCUUUUAGUAUUGUGUUCAUAUAUUAAUCUAUUGGCAACCCCACUUGAUACAGGAAAUAUUUCAUUCAUGUCCCAAAUAGUCCGAUAUUUUCAUAUCAAUCCAAGCCCAAAAAAAGUUGGCGUCGGUGCGUCGCGGCUCGACGCGCAUGUGCUAAUUGUAUAUUAGGGUAAUUGUCUUGUUUCCAUUUCUUAAUGGACCUUUGAUCCGACUGUCUGUUUCCGGAUGUAUUUCGCCCCGGUGACGGUUCGUUUUUCAUUCAUUUUUUGAGCUUUUUCGAAGGAAAAUGAACUUUUUUAGCAUCUUAAAGUGAUUGCAAGAAGUAGAUUGAGGUUUGGAAUGGGAUAUUUUAUUUUUAAUAAGGUUGAAAUCCAGAAAAAAGCGUUCAGAAAACAGGGGUAGUUUUUGACAUUUUUAUUACGAAAUAAGCUCUUUGUUGAUUUCAAAAAUGGUUUUUAUAUAAUUUUUGAAAUGAUGAUUUCGAAAUUAGAAUAAGAUUUGGUAAAUUUGUUUGGCUAAUGUCUUCAGAAUCACUAGAAAAAAAUUUUUAGAAGUAAGUUUUUUUUUCUGAAAAAGUUUUUUUCGAUUUUUAAGCUGAAAAAUUACAGUCUUCUUUCCGAUUUUUGAACUCUUGGGACAGGAAUUUCGUUUUAAAAAAAGCUUUUUGAAUCAAUUUUUUUCACGGCUCUUUUAAUGAAUCUCCUUUGAAAUUUGAAAUGAUUCGAUUUAAAAAAAUAUUUUUGAAAAUUCAAAUUCCUUUAAAGGAUAUGAUUAAUUUCACUUUUCAAUUUUUUAUAAUUUCGAAAUUCCAGAACGAACGAGAAAGGUUCCUACUGAAACUCGAAGAAGCUCGCAAAAAUCGCCAAAAUGGUUCUUUUUUUCUGAGUUUCCUAUGAAUAAUUUCUAUUUUUUUAAGAUGUGAAGAAACAAAACGCGGCGGUGAAGAUUCAGAACCGUUACCGGGCUUUUCAGCAGCAAAAGUUGGUUCUCGAUCGGAUCAGGAAGGAUUUCGACGCGAAAAUUGGCGUUUCUGGAGGCCCUACGGUAUCAAAACCAUACAACAAAAAAAAAGAAUCUACAAAUUUCCAGGAAAUUGGCAAUUUAUUGAGUGAAAUCGCCGUUUUUUAUCGUCAUUCUACGUUGGAUAUUCAGCGAUUGGUGAGAAAUACUGAAUUCAGAUUUUUUUAUUAGUUGAUUAUGGUUAGAAAUUCUCAUAGAAAACUCAAAAAUUUUGGUAGGUUUUUUUGAUUAAUUUUUUUCAGGGUAUAAAUUCGUCUAUGACUGAGAAAAAAAGUCAUUUUCUUGAAAUUAAUUGAAUUUUUUUGCAACCGAAAAAAAGCGAAAAAAAUAUUUUCAUCAAGUUUUUUUGGCGUCUUUCGAAGAUUCUCAGCUAUUUUUUUGAAGAAAUUCGUCUGGUUUUUGUAAAAUUUUUGCUUUAAAUUUAUUGUUUUAUAGGUGAAAAUUCGUCUAAAAUUAUGAAAAAAAUUUUUCUUAAAAAAAAUAAUAUUUUUCAACAAGUUUUUUUGGAUUUAAUUAUCAUUCUGCUCCAUUAUCGAAGAAAUUCGUCUAAUUUUUCCGUUUAUUUAAUCAUUAAAUUGCUUGUUUUAUGAGUAAAAAAAUUUGUCUAAAGUUGGGAAAAAGGAGUCAUUUUUCUUGAAAAAUAAUAUUUUUCAACAAUUUUUUUGGGAUGUAUUAACGAUUCUGUUUCAUUAUUAUAGAAGUUCGUCUCAUUUUUUUCGUAUUUUUAGGCUUCAAAUUUAUUGUUUUAAGGGUAAAAAGUCGUCUAAAAUUAGGAAAAAAAGAAUUUUUCUUAAAAAAAAGUAAUAUUUCCAACAAGUUUUUGGGAUUUAUUAACGAUUCUGUUUCAUUAUUACAGAAGUUCGUCUCAUUUUCCGUUUAUUUAAUCCUUGAAUUGCUUGUUUUAAGAUUAAAUAUCGUCUAAAGUUGGGAAAAAAAGGAGUCAUUUUUCUUGAAAAAGAUAAAUUUUUUUCAAUAAGUUUUUUUGAGAUUUUUUAGCUGUUUUAUUCUAUUUUCGAAAAAACUCGUCCCAUUUUUCGUUUAUAUAGGCCCAAAGUUUUUUUAUUUAUAUGAGGUUUUUUUGAUAGGAAUCUUUCAAAAAUUAAUCAUUUUUUUCUUCCUCUCAUUUUUUUAAACGAUUUAUUUCGAUUCAAAAUCAGUUUUUCCAUGGAUUUUUCAGGUGAAAGUGUGCUCCGAAGCUGUUCGAAUAGCGAGAAUCUCGCCUGAACAACGGGAAAAUGUGUCGAAUCCGACACGGAUCUUGGUGGCUCGCUGUAUUUUGCGAGUUUUCAACGAUUCGGCCGAUGAAACGUCGUUUUUUGCCUUGAUGAGGUUUGAAAAAAUGGGGAUUUUGAGUUGGGAUAGCUUUUUGAUAUCAUAAAUUUGGAAGGAAGAUAUUUUUUCCUUGAAAAAAAUGAUCAGUAAAAGUUUUUGAGAUUUUAUGAGAGCUGGAAAAUGUGGCUUUUUACGAAAAAGUUUUUUUCUUCUUGAAAAAUGGAUGAAUUAAGGGUUUUUAAUGUAAAUGGAAUUGUAAGAACGGUUUCAGAAAAUUAAUUGACUUGACAAAAUUAAUUUAAACUGUAAAAUUUUCUCGUUUUUUAAGUAAAUUUUGAUAAAUUUAAGCGUUUUGACCUGAAAAUUUUUUGAAAAAUUAGCUUUUAAAUGAGUUUUUUUUAUUGAAAUUUUGAAUAUAAAAUGCUUUCUGAUGCAUUAUUUUUGGUUAAAAAAACGUUUUAUGACUCGAAUUUAAGGUUUACAAGCCGCUUCGAAAUGAACAUUUCGGUGUAGAUAAUUAAAAAAAUUUGAUUAUUUGAUUCAUUAACUCUUUUUUUAACGUUCAGGAAAAUCUAUUUCUUCCCAAAUGAUAAUUCAAAAAAAUAAAUUAAAAAAAUUCAAAAAAAUGACAUUCAUAUUUAUCUCACAAGGGAGGUCAUUUUACUUGUGGGUUGGGACUUUCUUGAAAUUUUUGCCGGAACACUCCAGAAGAAGAUUCUGGGAGUCCCAAUCAGCAAAACUUCUUUUUUUUUUCGAAAAGGACUUUUAAAAGUCUAGAAAAAUCUUCAAAAUCCGUGAAAAUAGGCCUCUUUAAGGCUUUGAGCCGUCGUUUCUUAAAAACUAGAGAGUUUUUUAGGUUAAGACUUUCUGGAUCUUCAUUUGGUACAUCAAGGAGUGAUCUGGCCGAUUUUCAGGAAAUCCUCUCUUGUAGGUUAAAACUUUCUGAACCAAGAAUCCAACAAAAACUAAAAAUUAGCGUGUUUUCAUGAUCAUUUUCAUUUGUUCCUCUCCAGAUUCUUCGAAGAUUUCAUCUUGACGAAUGAUUCCGUCGCCCGGGCCACGACCAAAUACGGUCUUUUCACGACCAUGUUCAAAUUGAUGACGGCUUUCUGCGAACCUCGGCCGACCGAAUUUUCCGAAUCGCCCCCGUCGGAACCGAAUCGUGUCCGGCAAAUCGCCACUCGAUUCUAUCCCAUUUUGUUGCAUUCCGAGGUGAUUUCUGCUUCAUUUGCUGUGAUUUGAAGAGAGUACUCCAUUAGAAAUCGCGUUCAAAUUGGAUUUUUUUCGCGGUUUUUUUGAACAAAGGACCUUUCUAGAAGAAAAAUUUUCAACCUAAAAAUAUUGCCAUCGUUUUGUGAAAAGUCUUUUUUUCAAAAAAAAUAUUUUUGAGAGAUUGAAAGAGACUCCUGGGCAUGGAUAAUGAAAGUUUUUUUCAAAAUUCGAUUUUUCGGUUAUUUUUGAGUUUCUGAGCAAUUUUUUUCUGUAGGAUUCUGUAGGAUUUCAAAGAAGGAAAGAAAGUUUUGUUGAAAUCAUUAUUUUUUUCGAAAAAAAUAUUUUGGAAAAAAAGUUGAAAAUAGUUACGGCUAAUACUACUGAAAUUUGCUUCAAAAAUUCGAGUUUGGGUAAUUUUUUUGGGGUUUUUUUAAGCGAAUUUUUCUGUAGGAUCUCUUAAGAAAGACAAAUUUUAACGUAAAAAUAUGGCAACAGUUAGUUGAAAGUCUUUUUUUUUUGCUCGGAAUUUUUUGAGAAAAGUUAAAAGAACCUUUUGGACAGUACUACUGGAAUUUGCUUCAAAAUUAGAUUUCGGCCCCCUUUUUUUCCCGUUUUUUUCGGACUUCAAAGCGUAGUAACUUACUGGAAAGACAAUUUUUUUACACAGCAAAUUUGUACUUUCAUUUUUUCAAUUAUUUCUUUCUUUUUUUGCCAAAGGUUUUCUUCAGAAAAGUUGUCAUAACCUUUUGGACAAUGUGUUUUUUUUAUUUAAUUUAAUUUUCGCGUUCGAAAAAUCUUUCUAUGUUUGAAAGUGUGAUCAUUCUGUAAAAAAGAGUCUCUCAAUGAUUUGAGCUGAAUAGUUUCUUUUACAGAAAAAUAAAGACGAUGAAAUGGUCGCCGAACGGUUCCUACGUGCUUUCCUUUCCGUCCCUGACCAAUUGAUUUUCGUUAAUCAUUUUUUCCCGAUGACUGUUAGCUUCUUGGAACGUUCCAGGUAUGGAUAAAGACUUUUCGGAGAAGAAAUUGUGAUUUUAGGGAAGUAUUCGUGAGAAUUGUCAAGGUUGCCGGCGAAAUUGGUGCCUCGAAACUGACGGCCGAUGAAUUGUGGCGACUUCGAGCCUUGAUUUCGAGCGCCGCUUCGUUUUCUGUUAAAAGUGGUCGGUUUUGAAAUGAACUGUUGGUUUUUUAUAGCUGUUUUUUGCUAGGAACUUCUCCAAGAUUCUUUCUUAGUACCUCCAGAGUGAUCCCUACAGGCGCAACCUUAGGGAGCACUUUACAAACCCCUAUAGGGUUCACUCAUGCUUGCAAUAAUGGUCCCUGUAGUGAUUUUAGUCAGUGGCCCCUAUAGGGAACAUGCUAGUCGAUUUAUCCCCCUAAAUUCAGGACCCUAUAGGGGCUGCUUAUACCCCUGAAGUCAGGACCCUAUAGGGGCUGCUUAUCCUCCUAAAACCAGGACCCUAUAGAGGCUGCUUAUCCCCUUAAUUUCAGGAUCCUACAAAGACUGCUUAUCCUCCUAAAGCCAGGACCCUAUAGGGGCUGCUUAUCCCCUUAAUUUCAGGAUCCUACAAAGACUGCUUAUCCCCUUAAAGCCAGGACCCUAUAGGGGCUGCUUAACCCCCUAAUCCCUAUAGGGGCCACUGAAGCUUGCAAAAAUGGUCCCUGUAGUGAUUUUAGUUAGUGACCCCUAUAGGAGAAAUACUAGAUGAUAAUUUUUAUGAACUCCAUGCGAAACACAAAAAAAAUAAACCUUUUUGAAAAAACUUGAACGACCCCUAUAGGGACCACUUAAGAAUUAAGGGGCCAGACCCUCAACCCCUAUAGGGGACCACAUUUUCGACCCCUAACCCAUAUAAAGACCUCUCUAAAGUUCCUAAAGUCUCCUUCAAGUUUCUUUUGUGCUUAGAAGCUCCAGAGUGAUCCCUAUAGGGCAACCAUAGAGUUCCUUUUAGGGCCCACUGAAGCUUGCAAUAAUGAUCCCUGUAGGGGUUUCAUUUAGUAGCCGUAAGAGAAAAGGUGUUUCCAAUGAAACGUUUAUAGCUCUCUUUAUGAAAUGAACUGUUUUCCAGGCGACGUCUCCUUCAACCCAGUCGCCACUUUCGACGUCCUGGCCAACUUGAUGACCCAAACUCCCGCCGAGAAGCUUCACGAUGAGGCCGAGGAAGCGGCUGCGCGAGUUCGAGCCCGUGCUCAAUUCAGAGAACCGCCCCCAAUCGUCGAAACCUCCCUGACUGUUCUGAGAAGGAGGGUCUACGCUUUCGUCGCUUCUGACGUCUUCCAGAAGCUUGUACAGUUUUAUGGUGGGUUCAUAGUUCAUUCACUGCUUGCUUGGGACCCUAAGGGGCGUGUCCUGUGUGCGCUCUCCACGAGCCAGGCGCUGUCUCGUGUAUUUGCGUGUAAGGACCAUUUUUUCGAUAGCUCAAGCCAGCCGUGAAUCAGCUAUAGCUUUUGCGGAUUCAAAUAGCUUGUUUGAAUGUUUAAAGGAGCACAGGAAAGGUCUCGAAGCGUAUGCGCCUUCAAGAAGGGUAAUAAGAAUGUUGAAUGCGCCUUUAAAAGGGAAUGCGCCUUUAAGAAGUGUAAUAAGAAUGUUGAAUGCGCCUUUAAGAAGUGGAAUAAGAAUGUUGAAUGCGCCUUUAAAAGAGAAUGCGCCUUUAAGAAGUGAAAUAAGAAUGUUGAAUGCGCCUUUAAAAGUGAAUGGGCCUUUAAUAAGUGUAAUAAGAAGUCUACUAAAGAUGUAGAAACUCAGAUUACUGUAGAAGCUAAAAAAAAGUCCAAUCGUGUCAGGAUAACUUCUCCCCAAAUUUCUAGGCUUCUUCGAUUUUUAAGAUUUUUUAAAGUUUGUAGGCAUUGGGCUAUAUAGUUUAUCACAGAUUUUUUUCAAUUUUUCAAGCCUUUUUUUCUUGAUUUUUUUAAAGAUUUUAAAGGCGGAUAGCGGUGCCUUAGGUUUCUUUUUAAUGCGUUUAGUGAGUUUUUUUUUCUAAAUUUUAUCAGGAAUCCUUCUGGUCUAAAAUUUGUACGAAAAUGUAUCAAAAUACGAUUUUUUUUUUCAGUAAAUCAAGAGAAUAUGCGGGUGACGAGUAUCGUUUGUUUCCAAGAACGACUGGCGCCGGUCAUCGACACGCUCUCCUCGUCCGCCUUUUUUGUCCAAUCGUGGGUUUUAUAAAGAUGAAAAAUGAGGUGGUAGAGCUCGAAAAUUAAAAUUUAGACGGUUUUUAAAAUUUGAAUUUGGAAAAGAUGGUGAAAUUUAAGCAGUUUUUUCCAGUAUCAUUAGAGAAUGUUCUGAGGUCGCAGUGGAAACUUCUGAAUCUGACUAGGCGUUUAAAAUUCAAUACCCUUCAAUUUAGGAAAAAAAGUUUCAUAUUAAACUGUUUUUCUGAAACAUUUUUUUUUAAAAAGAACAGACAUGCUUAAUUUAUAAAAAAACGGGCGUUUCAAAAUAAGUUCCUAUUAAAAAGUGAACAAAUUUCGUUUCACUCAACAAAAUUAACCUGGAUUUAAAGAGAAAAAAAUAAAUUCUUCUCAAGUUUUUUUACUUUUUUUCCUGAGAUUCGAGGUAUAGGGAAUGAGAAGUUCCGUAUAAAAAAAUAUAUAAAAGUUCACAGAAUAACCCAAUUUUUAUUUUUCAUGAGGAAAAUUGUGUUCCAAAAUGAAGUUUUAUGCUAAAAAAGGUGACGAAAUUUACCUUGAUUUUCGAAUUUUUUUCCUUUUAAGAACCAAGAAAGCGUUCUACUUUUUUUGAAGAUUUCAAAAUCGAUUUUUUUCUAUUUUUUUCAGCCUUUGGAAGUUCCUCAUUGGACCUUCAUUGGAAUUGGGCGGCCCGGUGAAAAUUAUCCUCCAAAAUGAUAUUUCUACGGUUGGACGUGAGAAAAAUAAGCCGAUUAUUUUUGGAAAAAAAAUGAUUUUUUCAAGCGUCAAUUGUGCCAAUCGCCGUGGAAGCGCGCGAAGAAAUGAAAGCCGGCUUGAAAUUAUUCUGCAAUUGUAUCAAAAUUCGAGUCUCCGCCCUGGCCGACGCGGAUUUCGAGGCGGCCAAGAUCAUUGACCAUUUCGAGGAUGUCCUGAAAGUCUUGAGGUUGCAAAUUCAAAAAAAAAAAUGAGAUUUUGAAUCUUACAGAGACUCUUGUCUGCAGUUGAUCAACUUGGUCUACGCCGACGCCUUUGGUUAUUCGUCGUCGGUGGAAAGAAGGGAAAACCUGAAGGCCUUGAAAAAGGUGUGUGUGUGGGAAAGAAGCAUUUAAUGUGCCCUUCGAAGGAAAAAAGUAAAAAAGGCUUAACAUUUCGAUAGAUUUCUUCCAAGGAAAAAAUAGCAAAAAUAAAUUUUCGUUGAGUGGAUUCGAACCUUGAACAUAGUCUGCGCACUGCUAGCACGCUAGCCACUACACUAACCGGCUAAUGGGAAGGGAGGGCGCGUGCGCGAGGCACAUUCCUUCUUGCUGUGUUCUACUCAUUUCACGUGCAAACUUUGAGCCGUCAUAACUCGACUACGAGGCAAAAGUCAAGAAAUUCCAUUCUUGAUUUGGAUUCAGCAUGCCUUAAAGUACAUCCCGGCAAAGUUUCAUCAAAAAGUUCAACGGGGGGUUAAAAACAGUUCUCUUGUAUGGGGAGGGAUCACGGCAUUCCUAAUAAGGUGAGGCGUCAAAGUUUCUGAAUUCACAAAAAAAAGUAAGUGCGCGCUCAGCAUAAAAUGACGUCAUAAUUAAACUGAGUAUUAAACGUUAAGAACUUGUUUGUUCGAUCGCCUUUGGCUGCGUACUUCAGAUUUCAAAUUUUUUUUUCGACCUCGUUUGGGAACGUUGUGGGAUAAGAAUAUGUUUUGAAUUGGAUAUUUCUGCGCCAUAUUAUAAGUUGAACAUUUACAAAAAAUACCUUUUUGCCGUUUUUUCGGCUGAAAUUUCAUAUCCUGGUUGAAUUUUAGGUCGGAAGUGUAGAGUCAUUAUUAUCAUGAAAUCCAGUUCAAAACGGAAUUGAACAACACGAUUGAGUCACGGCGUUUUUUUCCACGACGCCACGCCCACUUUUUGUCCGUAAAGCGCCGUGUGUCGUGUGCAUGCACCGCGCCGUUUUCGCGCAGAAAAUUGCGGUUAUGUAGAGAAAUUUCGAUUUGUCUCAAAGACCUUUGGCAAAACGGUGGCCUGCGCCUUUAAUAUGUCCUGUUUUUCCCGCUCUUAGAGCCGAUCCCAUGACUUCACGUAGGAACGGUGAAUAUUGUGGCUCCGCCCACCGUGUUUUCGGUUUUGCAUUUUCUUCCACUAAAAAAAAACGCCGUGGAGUAGUUUCUAGUUGGAAAUGGAGCAAUCAAUGGUAAAAUCAUUUUAGGAUUUUUAAAUAAUUGAUUUGAUAGGAAAGCUGCAUUUUCUUAUUUAUUCUCAAUUUUGUCAAUAAUAAUGUCCAGAAAUGGCAACCGGUGUGUGAUGCGGUCGUUUCAACGAUGCGAGUGGUCUACGAAAAAGAUUCUCGAGUGAAAUUCCUCCGGGAAGGCUUCUGGAGCGACCAUGAGAGACAGGUAAACUAGUAAUGAAAGGUACGAUUUAGGUGAUUACCUGGACUUUUGCAGGUAGUAAUAGCCAGGGGAAUGUGGGCCCCGACAGCUCGAAGACGUGGUGGCCGGUAUCAAGAGCAACAACGGCAGAAUUCCAGGUUUAUUUCAAUUUUUCAGCGAGAAAAUUGAAAAUUUUUACUUCUUUCAUUAUUUUCUUUAGAAGCUGAAUAAUUUUCUUGAUGUAUUUUAAGGUAUCCAAAUGCGGGCGAAAAGCCUACAAAAAACCAUUCCAGAUGCGGCCAAAACGCCUUCAAAAAAAACCAUUCCCAAUGUAACCAAAAAGCCUUCAAAAAACCAUUCCAAAUGCGGCCAAAAAGCCAUUCCAAAUGCGGCCGAAAAGCCUUCAAAGAACCAUUCCAAAUGCGGCCAAGAAGCAUUCAAAAAAGCCAUUCCAAAUGCGAGAAAAAAGCCUUCAAAAAAUCACUCAAAGUAGGAAAAAAGUCUCAAAAAAGCCAUUCCAAACACAGCCAAAAAGCCUCAAAAAACAAAAAAAAACCGGAAAUUAAUCUUACCUAAGAAAAGUCUUACAAAUGAGACCUUGACUGGAAGUGAUUAGAAUAUCCUGGUCGCAUUUGGAAUGGCUUUUGUUCAGAAAAUCGAAUUUUUCGUUGACUUUUUACUAAUUUUUGUUAUUUUCCAGUGGUUUUUCUUUCGUACGACAUUUGGCGAAAACUGACGAAGAUGACGACGAUUCGGAUUCUAGUGACGAUGAGAAACAAGUGAAAAAAUCUCAUGUCAAAAAUAUAAAAAUAUAUCGAAAUUCAGGACGAUUUGACGCCGGAUGAGGCCAGAAAUUUGUGUAUAGUCCGCAAUAUCCCAUUCAUCAUUCCGUUCACUCAGAGAUUGAAGGUUUUGGAAGGAAAUUCAAUGAAGAAUCUCAAAUUUUUCAGAUCUUUACGGAACUCCUGGAGCAGAAUCGAUUCGACGAAGGAAUCGCCAGCCACUCGGAAAUGGCCUGGAAUGCCAACGCCGGCCUCUCGAUCACUGUCCGCAGGGAUCACAUUUACGAGGACUCCUUCGAUUUCCUGGCACCUGUUCCUGGAAACAGUCCGUUUUUGACCUUUGCUCAAAAGUACAUCCAAAAAAAGAACAUUUUGAACAGAAAGAGCGAGAAAAUGUGCUCCUGAGUGAAAGUAUCAAGAAGAUAUAGUUUUUUUUUUCUCGAAACUUAUUCGAAAAGUGGUUCUUGGAAGUAGAAAUUUACAAGAGCUCAGAAAGCUUCUGUGUGAACUCUUUGAACAUGAAUAUCAGAGAAAAAGGGGAAUUUUCGAGAUUUUUUAGAGAUUUUAAAGAAAAUUCAAGGAGUUCAUGUUUACUAGGGAACGAGAAGACGCUUCAAAAACUUGAAAUAGCACUUUUUUGGCAUAUUUUUUGCGUAUUUUGCGGACUUUGAAGCGCCAUAACUCGAAAAAAAGAUCUAAUGCGAGAAAUUCUUUACUUGUUCUUCAAUAAGAGGGUUCUAAAAUACACUUCAGCAAAUUUUCAUCGAAAGUUCAACCAGCGAGUUGAAAAACUUCCUUAGUUAAAAUGAUUUUUGGCAUUUGUUCCUGAAAAUAGUCCGUUUUUGAGCUCGCUUUAUUCCCGAAAAAGCUGGAAAUCAAAAAAAAAAGAGUGAAAAAAUGAGCUUUUUUUAGGAAAUAUUGCAAAUAUUUAAAGGAAAAAAAUCAAAAUUGUUAUAGUCCUAGAAAGCAUUUUUUUGAUAAAGUUUGCGCCUCAAAAAAAUAUUUACUUCUUGAAAAGAAGGUCUUUUUUGUUGGAGAGUACUUUUGAAAAAAAAAAGCGCAGUUACUUCUCAAAAGCUGAGAAAAUCAUAUACUUGUCUGGAAGAAUGUAGAAAUUCUCUUUUUGAACUUUCGAAUCACAAAAUUCCGUUUGAAGCUUUAAAAUGUGCCUUUUUUGGAUAUUUUUCUUCAGGCUACUGUAGUCUUCUUCCUAAGUCUUUUUACCGCUUGAGCGGCGUCGGCGCCUCAAGUCGAUUAGCCGGGGUCCUAUCCUGAUAAUCAGUGGACUGGCUCUAGUGACAUCGUCCUUGUGUGUGACGGCUGGGCAUUAUGAAACCGUGGUUUCCAACUACCAACAUUUUUCAAACCCCUUGGUUGGGUCGAGGCGGGGGUCGAACUUGUGACCCUGUGGACCGUAGACAGGCACACAACCUGUUGCGCUACGGCGCGCCCCUUCUGGCUACUGUAGUAUUUGAUUUAAAGAUAAUGUUUGCUUCAGAGUUUGGGAAAUUUGCUCAAAAAUAGUAAAAAAAAAAGUGGAAUAAAUGAAUAAAGUUCGUGUCCACGUUCAGGCAUUGAUCUGAGACGCCCGAUGCUCGUGAGAAUGGUCAAUUGGACGGGAAUCAACGAGGAAGGCGUCGAUGGCGGUGGAAUCUUCAGGUGCUCAGAAAUCCGAACACCCUUAUGGCUUCAUUCAUUUCAGAGAGUUCCUCAGCGAGUUGCUCAAAACGGCGUUUGAACCCAGCCGCGGCGUCUUCCAGUACACCCAUGAUAGGUGAAAAGUGUCAUAUUUAAUUGGGAAAACGGGAUUUUUAAAAUAUCCACGUUCCUGAUUCAGUUUUUUUUUCAAUAUUUUGAGCUUUUUUUCGUUUUUUUUUUCAUGCCAUUCCUAUAGUCGAUUCACGGCUAACUUGAGACCCUAAGGGGCGGGGCCUGUCUGCGCUCUCCACCAACCAGGCGCUAUCUCUUUCAUUAUCGUGCCAGGACCCUUUUUUCGCCAGCCGGGAAUUUUCGAGUGUCUCUGUUCCCUCACCGGCGUGGUCAGAGAAACACAAAAUAGCACGUCAACAUGAGAGCGUCGCCGAGAGACGAGGAGGGCGCAGAGAAGUCGCGAAAAAGUUAGGAACGCCAGAGUGGUCCCUAUAGGAGUUGGAAAAAAAACCCCUGUAACUCACAAAAAAAAACACGCCCUAUCAGGCUUUCCAAGUCGAGAAAAACGGACUAUACUCUGAUUUUUCGAAAGUUGGAUAUCGAAUUCUUUUUUCAGCUGCUUUUUAAAUUUUCUGAACAAGUUUCCUAGCCCAAGCCGCUCAGUUUCCAGAAUUUAUCGAUAGAGCGCAACAUUUUUUUGAAUAGCGGCUUUUUUUUCCUAGGAAAGUUCCGCCCUUCCAACUCGAGAAAAACGGACUAUACCUCAAUUUUGCGAAAAUUGUGAGGCGUUUCCUUCAUUUUAGCUCCUUUCAGCAUCUUCUGAAUAUAUUUCCUAGUCCAAGUCGCCCAGUUUCCAGAAUUUAUCGAUAGAGCGCAACAUUUUCUCAAAUAGCGGCUAUUUUCUCCCAGGGAAAUUUCCAAGUCGAGAAAAUGAUUUUUACAUUUUCUGUACACUUACUAGUCCACAUCGCUCCGAUCCCUUGAAAUUAUCGAUGGAGCGCAUAAUGUUUUCAAAUGGCGGCUAUUUUUUCCUAGGGAAUUUCCACCCUUUGAAGUCGAGAAAAACGGACCAGACCCUAAUUUUUCGGAAAUCGGAUGGUGAUUCCUUCAUUUAAGCUUCUUUCUGCAUCUUGUGAACUACUUUUCUAGUCCAAGUCUCUUAUUUUCCUAAAAAAAAAACGGCCAUUUUUCCCUACCCUUUUCACCAAAAAUUGAAAUAUUUUUCAGGCUCCUCUACCCGAAUCCAGUUGCCCCUUUGGUCCUCGGAAGCGAUUAUUAUCGACAUUUUCAUUUUCUGGGCAGAAUGCUGGCGAAAGUAGGCCUAAAUUUCUUGGAAAACUGAUGAAUCGGCUCAAUUUUCCAGUCAAUCUACGAGAAACAGCUGGCGGAACUGCGAUUCGCCGAGUUUUUCAUCAUCCAACUGUUGGGAAAUCAUCGGGGCGCCGAAGACGUCGACCUGCAGCACAUGAAGAGCUUCGAUCCGCUUCUCUUCAAGUUGGAAUCGGAAGGAAAAUGAAGAUUUUGUUGGCUUUCAGGCAGCUGAGAAACUUGUCCUUCCUGAGCUCGGAACAGCUGGAAGACCUCCAACUGGAUUUCAGCAUCGUCAUCGACGAGUUGGGCGUCUUGAAGGUGACUUUUGAAGCGGCUAUUUUUGGAAAAUUUUGAAGGGAAAAGCUAAUUUUAUCACUGAAGCGAACUUUCGAUUGAAAUAGUGGCUAUUUUUAGUUGGAAUCGAAGAAAUAAGGUAGUUUUAUCAUUGGAGCACACUUUCGAUUCAAAGAGUGGCUAUUUUUGGUUGGAUCCGAAAAAAAAGCAGGUAUUUUUAUCAUUGGAGCGCACUUUCGAUUCAAAGAGUGGCUAUUUUUGGUUGGAUCCGAAAAAAAGCAGGUAUUUUCAUCAUUGGAGCGCACUUUCCAUUGAAAGGGUGGCUAUUUUUGGUUGGAUCCGAAAAAAUCAAGCAGUUUUAUCAUUGGAGCGAACUUUCGAUUGAAAGAGUGGAACUGAAUUUUAAGAACUCAUAAGUAAGUUCAGUCAUUGGAGUUUUAUAUUUUUUUUUAAACGGGAAUAGGUAGUUUUAGCGAUGUAGCGCACUUUUAAAAAUUGUCGCGGCGCGGCUUUUUUGGUUGUUCAUUAGAGCUCACUUGCGCCGAAAAAAACAACUCCAUUUUCCAGACGAUCAAUCUGAAGCCGAAUGGAAGCAACAUCCGCGUUGCAGUGGACAACGUCCAGGAAUACGUCCGACUCUACGUCAAUUACCAUCUGAAGCUCAGGGUGCGCCAUUUUCCGGGGAGGGUGCACCUGCUUCACUCGAAAAUGUUCAGCUCGAUCCGAUGGUUCGAGCGAUGCGACGUGGUGUCAGUGACGUCAUCAAUAUCGAAUGGUUGGCCAUGUUCUCGCCGUCGGAGAUCCAGGUCGGUUUAGGGGAUUCCGUUGCUCAUUUUAGCUCAGAAUUACUUAGAGGAUCAAUUGAUUUUCAGAUUUUAAUCGCUGGCAACGAAGAGGACAUUGAUGUGGAAGAUAUGCGGCGUCAUUGUGCUUUUUCGAAUAUUCGAGGUACCAAGAAAUUUUUUGAGGAUAUGUACGGAAACUGAGAAAAUUUUAAAAGGAUUUUUGAAAUUUGGCCUUUCAGAAGUAUAUUAAGAUUAUUUUACCUUAUAUGAAACUUAUCAUGUUUCAGAUCAUUCUGACGAAGCCUACGCAAACAUGUUCUGGUCGGUCGUCGGUGAUCUGCUCCCCGAGGACAAAAAAGCCUUGCUCAAGUUUGAAAAUCCAAAUAGAAAGAAGAAAAAUUGGCGUAUCCUAGAUUUAUCACCGGUUGCUCUCGACCGCCCAUCGAAGGCUUCAAAGAGCUCUACCCGCCUUUGGGCAUUCUAUUGGUAAUGGUUAUCAUUUUUAAUCAGGAAAAAUAAGUCGAAAAUUCAGAUCAAUGAGGAAGAAUCCCUGCCGACCAGUGCCACCUGUAUGAACAUGCUCAAGUUGCCCAAAUAUUCGUCGAGGCAAAAGUUGGAGGAAAAGCUCAGGUGAUAAUAAGAGGCUAUUUUAGAUGAUCAAGUGCGCUCUGAUGAACUGGGCUCAAAAUAGAUCGUCCUAACAAGGAAUGAUGGUUUUCUGAUAGAAAUUCCAAAAAAUGCGACUUUUAAACUGAUUUAUCAGCUCAAGGCUGUUUUUGCAGUACAAUCGCGCUCCAAUAAACUUGGGAUUGAUUUUUCACAAAUUUUUCAUUUUUUUUUCUUUUUCAUAAAUAUUCUCAAAAUUCCUCCAGAAAGAUCAUGAGUUUAAAAAAAACCUGUCAACCUUUUUUUUUUGCUUCACAAGGAUGAUUAUUUCAAUUUGAAAGUUUCGUGAAAAUUUGCCAGAACACUGAUUUUUCUAAUGCUUGAAGAUACUGUAAAAGUCAUCCCGGGUUCCGAACCCUGAUUUUUCGAAAACUGGAAAGUUGUGCAGCUUGAGACAGGCAGAAUCCUUUUUUGUACAUCAAUCUGACAAAUUUUCAGGGGAUUCCUGAAGCAAAAUGCCUUUUUCAUUUGUUGGCCAACUCUUUCGCUCGUUGAACUUUUUGACGAAAUUGCUGAUUAUCGAUAAAAUUUCCUGUGACACUAUGUAGAUUUAUACCUGCACCCCACAGAAUUUCUAGUUUGGAAAGAAACAAUUGUUUACAAGAGUUUGGAAAAGUCUAGACUCGCCUUCAAAAUACGGCCAAUUUCGAGGUUCACGUGCGUUCCACAUCAUAAGCGGCUAGCUAGCCAUGUUUACAGCGCUCUUUCGUUUUUUAGUGACUCACUGGAUGUUCUUUUUGGGCAAUAAUAAGAGUUAUUUUGGUUUUGACUCUUUUUUGAGCUUGCAAACUAGAGUGUAUGCUUUUGGGGCCCCUUUUUGAACAGUGCGACGAUUUUUCAAUGGCAGAGAAUUGUUUUAGCAUUUUUAUUUUCAAUUUUGCCUUCAUGAAAACCCAAAAUUGCUUCAAGAUUUCGCACGAGAAGCUGUUCUUUAACCCUGAAAUCGUUGAAAAUUCGAACUUGGCCAUUUUCGAAACUCAAAUGCGCUCUAUCGAAAGGAUGCCUUUUAUGCAAAUACCGGAGCUUUCGAGCUUCCCAGCCCAAAGAAUAGUAUAAAAAAUUUAAUUUAGCUGUUUUUUGAAAUUCAAACACGCUCUAUCGAACUUUCUACAAUUUUCAAGCCAAAAAUAAUUAAGAUCCGCGAAUUCAAUCGUUUUUACAGUUUAAUUAAAGCUCUACCGAUAAUAUUUUAACUUUUUCAAGUUGUUACCAGUUUUUCAAGCUUACCAUGGUCUGGCGAAAGAGUUGAGCCAUUUUUAAAAAGAAAAUGCGCUCUACCGAAAUAGUGUCGCCCUUUUAGGCAAAUAUCCGAGCUUUCGAGCUUCCUAGCCCAAAUGAAAGUGGAAAAAAAAUUUUAAUUCAGCCAUUUUGAAGAUUCAAACGCGCUCUACCGAAAUUUCUAUAAUUUUCAAGGCAAAAUGAACUUGAUUAGCUCAAAAAAGACUACCGAUAAUUUUUCACUUUUUUCAAGAAGUUACCCGGUUUUCAAGCUUACCACGGUCUAAAAAAAAUUAGGCCAUUUUUAAAUCCAAAAUGCGCUCUACUGAACUUAUUUUUUUCAUUUUUUCAGAUACGCAAUCAACGCCGGCGCCGGCUUCGAACUCAUGUAA